Debaryomyces tyrocola is the source of this 1242-nucleotide messenger RNA. NCBI's taxonomy places the organism in Eukaryota, Fungi, Ascomycota, Pichiomycetes, Serinales, Debaryomycetaceae. The record is from the annotation of a GenBank genome assembly.
AUGACUAGAGAAGCUUACUUAGAUGAAAUAAAAGAUGGUUUAUACUGUGAUGCUACAGUUGCCAAAAUUUGGGGUGUUGCGUAUCCAGCAUUAGGGGAGUCACAACCACCAACUAAAUUCCCAGAUCAAUCUAAAGGAAGUAGAUACACCUAUAGAGACUCAGAUUGGUGGACCUCAGGAUUUUUUCCAGGUUCAAUUUACACCUUAUUAGAGAGGUGCGAGAAGUAUCCUGCAUACUUUCCAAGUAAAAAAAUCAACCCGGUCAAAUUGGAAUAUGCAGCAAAAUGGUGGGCUGAAAGUAUGGCUAAACACAAGAAUAAGACUGACAAUCAUGACUUGGGGUUUAUGCUUGUUCCACCUUUUGAAAAAGAAUAUUUGCGCAGUGGAAGUGAGAAGUCUAAGGAUAUUCUAAUCAAGGGAGCAAAUUCUUUGGCUUCUAGAUUCGAUGAAAGAGUUGGUUGCAUUAGGAGCUGGGAUGAGCUUGUACCUAUAAAGGAAAGCAAUAAUAGAACUUCAAAUUUUGAUAAAGAUUUGGUGGUUAUCAUUGAUAAUAUGUGUAAUUUGAAUCUUCUAUACUUGGGAGCAGAAUUGAGUGGCGAUUCUCGCUUGUCAGAUAUUGCCACUACUCAUGCUGAAACUACUUUAAAGAAUCACUUCAGAGAAGAAUGGUCAUCUUACCACGUUGUAAUGUAUGAUAGGGAAUCUGGAAAAGCUAAAGAUAAGUUUACUUUCCAAGGUUAUGCCGAUGAGUCAUCUUGGACUAGGGGUCAAGCUUGGGGUAUAUUAGGAUUCACAGAAGCCUACAUGUAUACCAAGGAUAAAAAAUUUUUAGAUGUUGCAUUGAAUAUUACAAAAUAUUACUUAUCACAAUUGCCAGAAGAUGGUGUACCACCAUGGGAUUUCCAUGCACCUGACAAACAAAUUCGAGAUGUAUCUUCUGGGAUGGCUGCUGCUUUUGGUAUGCUUAAAAUUUACGAAUGCAUCAAAGACGAAGAAAUUUUAAACAGUGCUUUAAAGCUUGUGAGAGAUUGUAUUAAUUUGGCUUAUAACAAGAAAGAUAUUUUGAAAGAUGAUGGUACGGUUGAACUUGGAUCUACUGAUACAAUUCUUGCGAAGUCGACAAUGAUUAAUAAUCCUGCAGUCGUAGACGAAUGGAGAAUAUUUGAUCAUGGUUUAGUGUAUGCGGACUACUAUUUUUUAAUGAUUGGAAACAAAUUAUUAGAACUUGGUUUAUAUAAUUAG